Molecule: messenger RNA, 1400 nt
Organism: Chaetomium strumarium
Lineage: Eukaryota; Fungi; Ascomycota; Sordariomycetes; Sordariales; Chaetomiaceae
Product: Cullin binding-domain-containing protein
Exons: 3
Coding region: 117-1208 (363 amino acids)
Biological process (GO): protein neddylation
Cellular component (GO): ubiquitin ligase complex
Molecular function (GO): cullin family protein binding; ubiquitin conjugating enzyme binding; ubiquitin-like protein binding
Source: RefSeq, a predicted model, not a curated record
GGAGUCAGCCUUGCUGCCUUGUUUAUCCGAGCAUAUCGGAUCGAACCUUCCCUUGUUGUCACCUGUUGGUUGCUUCCUCGCCUCAUGAGCAACAACAGACACGGCAGGCCGCCGACAUGCUCCGCCAUUUCUUCCAUUCUUGUUUUCAAAGGAGAUCAGAGCGCUCUCCCUCAAAGUCCUGCCACUCGGCGACCGAGACGGACAGCAGCGAAGCUACAUGUAUCUCAUCCUCACACAUUCCAAAUCUCCCAAGAGCCGGGACCAGAGUGUCAACAAGGCAAGAGGCCGAAGCUGAAGCACAUACCUUCGCCGCAUCAGACCACACCAUGCCGAAACCUAAGGAGAAGGCGAUUCGCAUGCCGAAAGGCCGGAAGCCCUACGAGAGAUCUCAGACGGACGCCAGGUAUUAUGCCGACAUACAAAACAAAACUGUUGCCAAGGCCAGCCUCGGGCCCGUGAAGGCUAAGCUGAACAAGAUGUUCGAUGAGCUCAUUCCAGAAGAUGAGAGGCAACAAACGGACAAGAACGGGAACUUGGUGGCCGUCGAUGAGAUCAACGCCGAGCAGUGCAUGGAGUAUUUCCAACGCCUGGGCACCAACCCGGAGACCUGCGAGUUGUUCAUCGUUCUGGAUGUCGUCCAGGCGGAGACCAUGGGCACCAUCAAGAGGGCCGGCUUCGUCGACGGCUGGGCACAGGCCAUCGCAGAGAGCACAACGAAAGUCACGCCCGACUGGGCCGGGCAAAGGCAGUACCUGAAGUCCCGCAUGGCCCAUGUGAACUCGGAUCCGGCAUACUUCAAGCAGCUCUACGAUCUCGCAUUCCAGAUCAGCCGGGAGCCGCCGCAGAAGGCGAUCAAUAUGGGUGUCGCCGUGGCGUGCUGGGAGGCGCUGUUCGAGCCGACGACGCACCCGUGGCGGUCGAGCAGCAUCGACUGGCUCGGGGCGUGGACGGCGUACCUCAAGGACAAGUUCAGCAUCUCCAAGGCGGAUCCGGAGGGGAACGUGGAGAUCGAGUGGAGGCGGACGGUCAGCAAGGACCUGUGGAGCCAGACGAGGCUGUUUGCCGCCAAGACCAUGGAGGACGAGACGCUCAGCUUCUGGUCCGAGGACCAGGCCUGGCCGGGCCUCAUCGACGAUUUUGUGGUCUGGUGUCGCGAGAAGGGCAUCGUGACGGCAAUGAAAGGGGAGGAUAGCGAGAUGGAGGAGUGAGGGACCCUGCACUCGCCAGAGCAAUGGAGGCCUGCAUGCCAACCUAAAUUCUCGCCCACAAGCAAGGGCUGGAGGGAUCUGAAGCGUUACCCUUUCACAAGGUACACAGGUGAUGUUAGAGCGAAGAGAGCGAGGAGGCUGAACAGCGGGUCAUAAAUCACCUGGGCGGAUCGUGGGGGAGGAUUUUGCAGU